Strigops habroptila (Kakapo) is the source of this 2222-nucleotide messenger RNA. It is a transcript of the gene PRR7, whose product is annotated as proline rich 7, synaptic. NCBI's taxonomy places the organism in Eukaryota, Metazoa, Chordata, Aves, Psittaciformes, Psittacidae. The coding region runs from base 1242 to 1955 and encodes 237 amino acids. The transcript is spliced from 3 exons. The record is from RefSeq and is a predicted model, not a curated record.
GGGUAAAAUCCAGGAAUUUUCUGCAGCCAUGGAAGGAAAGCAGGCAGGGUGGGGGGAUGGGGCUGCUUGGGGAUUGCUGUUCCCACCGCACCAGCCGGGGGAUGUGGUGCCGCCCUACCGGCACUGCCGGGGCUGUGGCACCCGGGUCCUGGGGUCACCAGUGUGUUAGUGGUGUCUGUCACCCCGUCAGCGUGGCUGUGCGGGCAGGGCCGGGCUCUGGGCAGCCCCUGCCUUGAGCAGGGCAUGGAGGGGGCCCUGCCUGUCUCCAGCUCCCCACCCCUCCCCAGCAUCGUCCCAGCCCCAGCAUUUGGGGGGUGCCUCAUCCUCAUCCCUGUCCUUGGGUGGGGGGAGAGCAGGAUGUAGGUCAGGGGGUGCUGGUGUAUGGCUGCAGCUGUGCCCCACGGACACGGCAGCCCCUGGCCGAGCUCUGGGUGGGCGCUGGGGCGCUGUGGGUCCGGGGUGCUGCCCCCCCGAGCCGUGGGGCUGUGGCGGCAGCGCCGGCACACGAUUUUCAGGGGUGAAGGAUGCUCUCAGCUGUUGCCUGGGCAACGGCUCCUCCUCCAGCCCACCAUGUGGCUCGGGGAGUGCUCCCCCGCCUGCCUCCCCCCGCCGCCGUGGGGAAGGGGAAGGCAGCUCCCGGCCCCCGGCGCUGGCGGGGCCGGAGGCCUGGCCCCCCCCCGCCCGCCAUCGCCCUGGCCUGACGAUGCCUGAGGGCCCCGCCGUGCCCCCCGCCUCUGCGUUACCCACGCCCCGAGGGAGCACCCGAGCCCCCCUGCAUGGCCGCAGCCCCCUGCCCGCCGAGGGUGCUGCUCGGGCACCCCCACAACCGUCGAGCCGGCUCUGCCGGGCGGCCGCGGCCACGCUCUGAGGUCCGAUCGCAGGAGGCGAGUUUCGACAAGGGCCCUCUCCCCAGAGGCCCCCUCCCAGCGAUGGGCAGCGGGACCCCGCCGGCCCCGUCCCCCCGCCGCCCACCCCGCCGGCCCCCUGCCCCGCCGCCUGCCCAGCGCACCCAGGCCUGACCCACCCGCUCCAGCCCCCCCCGGCUCCAUGGCGAGGAUGGACCCCUGACGGCGGGCGCCCGCGGGCCGGAGGAGACGCCGCCGGGCACAGCCCGGGGAGAUGCCCUCGGUAGCCCUGACAGCAUCGGGUCCUGCCCUGGCCCUGCCGCCGCCCUGAGCAUCCCGUCCCCCACCCCGAGGGCAGGGAGAGGCCGUGGCCUCCCCCCGGGGCCGGCAGCCAAGAUGGUGAUGUCCCAGGGCACCUACACCUUCCUCACCUGCUUCGCGGGCUUCUGGCUCAUCUGGGGCCUCAUCGUGCUGCUGUGCUGCUUCUGCAGCUACCUACGGCGGCGGGUGAAGCGGCAGCAGGAGGAGCGGCUGCGGGAGCAGAGCUUGCGCGCGCUGGAGCUGGAGCCGCUGCACUACGAGGGUUAUGGGGGCAGCCCCCCCGGCAUCGCCAUUCCCCACCGCCUGCGCCUCGAGCCCCACCAUCACCACCCCCACCACAUCCCUCCCCCCCGGCCCUGGAGCUGCCGGCACGGGGUCCGGGGGGGGCUUUGCCUUGCAGAGUCAGACCUGUCAAAGCCGCCGUGUUACGAGGAAGCGCUGCUGAUGGCGGAGCCCCCCCCGCCAUACAGUGAGGUGCUGAUGGACACGCGGGGGCUCUACCGCAAAAUCAACGCCCCAUUCCUGAGCCACGAGCGGCUGGAGAAGCAGGAGCAGCCCCCCAGCUACAAACCCCUUUUCCUGGACGCCGGCUACGGCUCCGCACUGCACCUGCCCCGCUCGGCCAGCCCCGGCCCUGCCUGCCCGGACCUCUACCUGCAGUCAGAGUGCUCCCCUCGCAUGUUUCCCAGCUGGACGGACUCUGAGCUCAGCAGCAGGGACACCUACGAGCCGGGACCCUGGCACCUCCCGGUCUCCAUGCCCCUCUUCGGCAGGACUACCGCUGUCUAACGGCGGCACCGGGGGACCCCCGGACCUUGCCGCGGGUGCCCCUCCGGCACUGGAGGAGGAGGGGGGGGGGAAUUUGGUUUUGGUUGCCCCCGUCACCCCGGGGACACCCGCCCUGGCGCGGGCCAUCACCGCCGGCGCGGAAGGGGCUGGUUCCCCAUCUGGCCCCCGCUGGCCCCCCCCUGGCCGGGGGCUCUGGGGACCCGGACUCUGCUCUGUUUCUUAAUUUUUUUGUUUGUUACAGUUUGAGAAUAAAAGUUUGUGGCUCGG